Molecule: messenger RNA, 5773 nt
Organism: Cyclopterus lumpus (lumpfish)
Lineage: Eukaryota; Metazoa; Chordata; Actinopteri; Perciformes; Cyclopteridae
Product: rho-related BTB domain-containing protein 2-like
Exons: 10
Coding region: 1-2166 (721 amino acids)
Biological process (GO): small GTPase-mediated signal transduction
Molecular function (GO): GTPase activity; GTP binding; protein binding
Source: RefSeq, a predicted model, not a curated record
AUGGAGCCCUGCUUUUUAUCUCGUUCAUCGACCAACCCGAUGCAUCACUUCCUUAUGUUGCGGUCCCAGCAGACAGAUUCUGAUAUGGACUAUGAGAGGCCUAACGUUGAAACUAUCAAGUGUGUGGUGGUGGGAGACAAUGCAGUCGGAAAGACCCGCCUUAUCUGUGCCCGGGCCUGCAAUGCCACACUGACUCAGUACCAAUUACUCGCUACACAUGUGCCCACAGUCUGGGCAAUUGACCAGUACAGAGUAUGCCAAGAGGUAUUAGAGCGCUCCAGAGAUGUGGUGGAUGAAGUCAGCGUGUCUCUUCGUCUCUGGGAUACUUUUGGAGACCAUCAUAAGGACCGGCGUUUUGCAUACGGCAGGUCUGAUGUGGUGGUACUGUGCUUCUCAAUCGCCAACCCCAACUCUCUAUACCAUGUGAAGACCAUGUGGUACCCUGAGAUCAAGCACUUCUGCCCCCGUGCUCCUGUCAUCUUGGUUGGCUGUCAGCUGGACCUGCGCUAUGCAGACCUGGAGGCAGUGAACAGGGCACGGAGGCCCUUAGCUAGACCCAUUAAAUACAAUGAGAUUCUUCCUCCAGAGAGAGGCCGGGAGGUGGCCAAGGAGUUGGGCGUGCCAUAUUAUGAAACCAGUGUUGUUGCUCAAUUUGGAGUCAAGGACGUCUUUGAUAAUGCUAUCCGAGCUGCACUCAUCUCACGCCGACACUUGCAGUUUUGGAAAUCUCACCUCAGAAAUGUUCAGCGGCCUCUCCUUCAGGCACCCUUCCUACCACCAAAACCUCCCCCGCCUAUAAUCACUGUGCCUCCUCCCCCAACCACCACAGAAGAGCAUCCGGUCGGUCUUCUGGAGGACCCACACUGUGCUGAUGUCAUCCUGGUCCUGCAGGAGCGACAGAAAAUCUUUGCACACAAGAUAUACUUGGCGACAUCCUCUUCCAAGUUCUAUGACCUCUUUAUAAUGGACACACAUAAUGAGGAGACUGAAAGGCCCUCUCGUGGCCCCCUCUCUGGCAGAGAGCUGCUGAUGCGUGCUGCAAGCUUUGAUGUUUGCGAACUUAGCGACGAUGGAGACAGGGCCAACCUGAGGGCCUGCACCAGUGAUGGAACCUUGAAAGACUCUGACGGGGCCCGACGAGGCCGGCUGCUGUCUUCGUGGAGCCGAGCCUUUGUCAGUAUCCAGGAGGAGCUGGUAGAUGACCCCGUCACUUACAGCCCCAGGCCCAUGACUGUAGUGCACAUGGACCAGUCCAUGCAGCUCGGUCCUUUCCGAGCAGUGCUUCGCUACCUGUACACAGGUCAGCUAGACGAGAAUGAGAAAGAGCUAAUGCACAUUGCACACAUUGCUGAGCUGCUGGAGGUCUUUGACCUGCGGAUGAUGGUGGCAAACAUACUCAACAAUGAAGCCUUCAUGAACCAAGAAAUCACCAAAGCCUUCCAUGUACGGCGCACAAACAGAGUCAAAGAGUGUUUGGCCAAAGGCACCUUUUCUGAUGUAGUAUUCAAGCUAGAUGAUGGGACAAUCAUGGCCCACAAGCCUUUACUCAUCUCUAGCUGUGAUUGGAUGGCAGCUAUGUUUGGCGGGCCUUUUGUGGAGAGCUGCACCAAAGAGGUGCUGUUUCCAAACACAACUCGCAGCUGUAUGAGGGCUGUGCUAGAAUAUCUCUACACAGGGCGGUUUUGUUCUCGGGCUGACCUGGACGCAAUGGAGCUCAUUGUUCUUGCCAAUCGUCUUUGCCUCCCCCACUUGGUUGCACUUACAGAGCUCUACACAGUAACAGUAUUGACGGAGGCAGCGAUGAUGGGGACUGACAAUGAUGGAGACGUGCUUGUGUACUUGGACAUGGCUCAGUUCCACGGCGCCCAACAGCUCACUGGCUGGUGUCUUCACCACAUCUGCACCAACUACAACAGUGUCUGCCGCAAGUUUCCCCGAGAGAUGAAGGCCAAGUCUACAGAAAACCAAGAAUACUUUGAGAAACAUCGCUGGCCACCUGUGUGGUAUCUGAAAGAGGACGACCACUACCAAAGAGCACGCAAAGAGCGUGACAAGGAGGACUACCUGUACCAGAGACGGCAAUGCAAACGCAAGUGGCUCUUCUGGAACCUUCCCUCCUCCCCUAACUCAAACUCUUCUUCUUCUGGCUCAUCUGCUGUCAUCUGACCAAGUGGUAAGACCAGGUCUACUUUGAAGUACAUCAGCGUGGAUGCGAGUUGGAAAAGAUACAAUAGAAGAUAAGCACCACUGGCUAUGUACGGCCCAAUUAUUCAGGCACAUAGUCUCUCCUCCUGUUUGUUUGCCACUGCAGUCAGAUUCCUCCAGGUCUGCAAGCUCAGCUCAAGUUCGCAAUUUAAAAUACUGAGUUUUGUUCCUUUUGAUUUUUAGCUUGGUGUACACAAGACUCAAACCUCAGUGACAAAUGGCACAGUGUAAUUGCCGCAAAUAACAAUUCAUAUUGAUUGUUGUAUGUUUUAAAAAUAGGACUCUGCUGGCACAGAACUUUCCACAUAUGACUAUAAUGAUUAGAAUCACAAUCAUCUUUAUUGUAUGCGUAUGCAUAAAAUAAAUUUGACUGUUUUUUCCUUUGCUCCCAACGUACAUAUACAUGUCAUCAAUUAUCGUGAACUGAUAACCAAGUGCUGCUUAUCAGCUGCAACAACCAGCAAUUAAACGCAGAACUUUACAGUCUCAGAUGAAUAACACUUUGCCUUUGAGUGUUUGUACAAUCUACCAAACUAUGUGUACAGUAUGAUCUUGUCAACAGGAUGUAACGAUAGUAUCGCCUGCCAGGAAUCAAUGAUUCAAGACAUUCACUAACCGUACAGAUAAAAGCAUAAGGGAAAUUACUGGCAAGUUUCAAUUCUGUUUAUUUGUGUACAGUCAUUUUAUUUGUAAUGGUUUGUGUACGGCUUGCACAGCUAAAAGUGAUGUGAGUCUGGACACGCUCAGCAUUAUCGUAAUGUGAUCUUGUGAUUUGUGGCCUCUUGUCAAAAAAGAGCUUUAGUUUACAUGAAUGCAUUAAGUGUCCUGAGACACAAGAGUUCCCAAAUCAAGGAGAAUACCUAUAUCUUUCUGUAAAAUGCCAGAAAAAACCAACCACAUCCUUAAUAUUUCCUAUGUGUUGCUUGAUGAGGCUUGUUAGCACACAUGUUUCCUGAGUCCUUCAGGUUUAUAAUUCCGUCAGCUUGAUCACUGUCAUCCUGAAAAGCCACACAUGAUGCAUCUCAGAGCCAAUAGCAUCAUUUCCAGAGCUGAAGCGACCACAUGUUCAUCAUGUGCACCAUCCCUCUGUGAUGGUGUGCUUCACGUAUCUGACACCGGUCUCCCCCUGACUGAGGCUACAUGCAGGAGGCUUCCUCAUGCCCGGGUGACGUGACCCCUACUCUUCUACACACUUCAAGCACUUUUUGGAUUCUUCUCCACAGAGACACACACAGGAACAUCCAGUAGCAGCGUACUGGUAAACGGCACUAAGGACGAUAUGGUAUCAUCAUGGCAUGCUGCGGCUGCAGACCAUGGUAUUUAAAAUGUUUAAAAAAAAAAAAGAAGGUUGUGGAAAUGAUUGAGGUAAAAUUAUUUUUCUUUAUUUAUGUUUUUUUUUUUUUUUUAAAGAUUGUCAUCUACUGUUGAACUUGAUUGUAUGAUGGACUGGAGCGUUAUUUGGAUUUGAAGCAUGGUGCUGAGGGAAGAUGGGUAGUGUUGUAAAUUGUACAAAAUAUCAUAUGAACCGUAAUCAACGUGCAUCACUGAUGUGCUGUUACCUAAUAUCUUGAACUGCAGGCAGUGAGCAGAAUUGUACAGUAUUACUGGGUAAUACAUAUAGUGAAUAUAGAAUUAACUUGCAUUUAGUUACUGUGCAGCUACAAACUGUUGUUGAAAAUAUCUGAAUAUUGUGCUAACCUCCAGUUACAUCUAUGAUAUCCUGCAGAAUACAUGCACAUUACAGGCAGUUCAAACCAAUAGUUGAAUAAGGUUCCAGUGCAAGGUAAAGUAGAUACAUGUUAUAUAAAUGACUUGUUGGUUAAUCCAUAAAACACGUCAUUGUUAUUAAAAAAAGUAUUAUGACAGCAUACGUUAAAGGAAGGCUAGCUUAAUCCUACAUAUGCAUGGUUAGACUUUUCCAUGUAAUUCAUGUCGAGACAGAUAUUAGAGCCCAACAAAGAGCUUAAAAUGAUUAAGUGGUUUGAAUCAAUUCAGUGACCAAAUCAGUUUCUGCUGGGACUAACUUUUGACCUAAUUACUACACUGCAUGAAAAGGUUCGCCAAAUUCUCAUCUAAUGUGUAAAAAUAUAGAUAUAGAGUAGUGGUGCUGGUGCUCUAAGCAGUAGCUUUGAAUUGUUUCAAUUACAUUAACUUUUGCCUAUUGAUAAGUAAACAUAAUAACUGUAAUUUUGAAUAUCUCAUCUUUUUGGCACAAACUGUCAGACAUUAGGUGGAAGGGUGAGAGCCAUCCUAAUUCUGAAUGUUUAUAUUUAUUAGGCCAUCUGUCUAAUAACUAAUAUUGUUCAGUUUUCAGACAAAAUACAGUUGAUUUUCAUAGUUUAACAGCAGGAGGGUGUAUAUUGUUAUAAUUUACCUUGGUGGUGUGAUUGAUAGGUUUCAUAGACAUGCAUUUCAUUACUUAGUGCAUUGCAUUUCUCAAUGAGUCCUCUGCUGAUGUUUUGCAUCAACAACACCUCAUGCCUUAAUGUACAGUGUAGUGUAUGGAAUCGAAUGUUUAGUAGUUUUGCUGUGGUCACUGGUCUGUUUGCUCUAUAUUUAGUUACCAUGGUGCUCUCUAGGCUGUGUGUGUGUGUAUCUGUACAUGUACAUAAUCUUUACGUAUUUGGGAUGUAAAGCAAUCGAUGUGUGAUCCAUGCGAUGCACUUUAGUUUGAACACUGCGGAGGGUUUAUGCCCUUUUAAAGCUGUAAACACAAAACCAAUUAAAGACUCAGACCACCAAGGUCACACUAGACUAACAUAAUGACAAAUCAUAGAUUUCUGACAUUUAUAAUGAAAUGAAUGCAGGGAUUUUGAAUCUGUUCCAUUAUUUUAAAGUGGCUUUAUGCUAAUGAUCUCCAAUUUUGGAGUCUGUAUAAUUACCAAUAAUGAGACAGGGUGGCAAUUGGAAGUUAGAUUGUAACUCAAACAUGUAAAUAUAAAUGAUGGGAUGACUUGCAAUUCCAACUUAGCAUAGCAAUUGCUACAAGCUAUUGCAUAGUUUAACAUAUAACAUGUUUUUAUACUAUGCAUAUUGAAAUGUCUGAAUUUUGAAAUUACAAACGAGCACUGCUUUUUAGUAACAGGUUCUAUUCAAAUUACAUUAGAUGAUAUAGAAACAUCAUUAUUAGAUAUGUAGACAACAUCAGGUAAAAAAAUAAUAAUAAUUACAUCAUAAAUUACAAAGAAGUUGUCACUGAAGCCCUUUUCCAUAUGUUUGGGUGCUAAUUUCAAGCUGCAGAGGAGCACAAACCAAAGGGAGCUUUAGCAGCACCAGGAAUAUAGUAUAUGCUGCACAAUCACUACUGCAUAGUUUAAGAGGCCUUGUUCAAAAAUGGUUGAUAAUUAAAUAAUUAAAAAACAAAACAAUUAAUGAAAAUAAAAGAAAUUGAAUUGAAUGUUUUCUCAGUGUUCAAAACCUGGAUGACAUUUUCCUUCGUCAUCAGGUAUUUUUGUUCCGAUGAGCAGUUUUUAUUGUUUUGGAGCUGUCAAUCUGACAUUCUGUAGCAUGUGUUCUUUGAAAUGUGUAAAUACUAUUUACUAAAUAAAAAAGAGCAAUGUGUGCAGUG